AUGCCGGAUCCAGCCGGCGGACGCAUCCAUCGCGAUGAACAUGGGAACCCAUCUGGUGUUCUCGAUGAAGGCGCAAUGAUGUCCAUCAUCUGGCCCUAUCAGGCUUCCUCAUCCCUCAAAGAAGAACGUAUCAGGGCCAUAGUCGCCGCGGUAAAGGAGUAUAAUGCGGCAGGAUAUACCGGCGUGGUGGAGAUGGCAAUGGAUGAGGAAGCCUGGGACGCAAUCAUCACCCUCCGAGAUACCCAGCCCGAUCUUCCGAUCCGUGUAGCUGCGUACUGGCUGAUCAAGCCAACAGCGGAUCAUCAAGCCAACUCCCGUCAAGUUCGUCGUGCUAUCGAGCUGAGCCGGGUUUACAAUACCACCACUAGCCCGGACUUCCGAAUUGUCGGUAUCAAGGUGAUUUGCGAUGGCAUUGUCGAUGCUUGCACGGCCUUUCUCUCGGAACCUUACGCACCCGCAGGCAAGCCCCCGCCGAUUUGGGAACCAGAAUACUUGGAACCCGUUGUCAAGGAAGCAAAUGACGGUAGUCUCCAAGUUGCACUCCAUGCCAUCGGAGAUGCCGCGGUAAGAAUGGCAAUCGACGCCAUCGAGAAGCACACCACCCCGGGCCGCCGCCACCGCAUCGAACAUCUAGAGCUUGUGUCACCAGAAGAUGCAGCUCGUCUAGGCAGGUUGGGUCUCACAGCCUCUAUCCAACCCGUCCAUUCGGACCCGGCCGUCCUCACAGAAUGGCCUCGCCUGAUCGGAGAAGAUCGUUGUCAUCGGGCAUUUGCCUACCGCGAAUUCGCCGACUCGGGGGCUUUGAUGGCUAUUGGCAGUGACAGCCCGACCUCUCCCUGGGCGCCGAUGGAAAAUCUGUACGUUGCGGCGAUGAGACGGUCUGCAAGGGAUCCAAAGUUCACUGGGACUUUCAAUGAGCACUUCCGCCUUGGACUAUGUGAGUCUGUUACAGCCGCUACUUGGGGCGCUGCAAGCAGUGUGUUUGACGAGAAGCGUACGGGGAGUCUUGCAGCUGGGAAGUGUGCCGAUUUCAUUGUGGUUGAUAUGAAGUGGGAUGAGAAGAGCUUAUUGCAAGCUCAAGUGGAGGAGACUUGGUUCGGCGGCCGGAAAGUCUGGGAUAUCCGGGAUUCAGCGUCGGCUUAG
Molecule: messenger RNA, 1143 nt
Organism: Colletotrichum fioriniae
Lineage: Eukaryota; Fungi; Ascomycota; Sordariomycetes; Glomerellales; Glomerellaceae
Source: RefSeq, a predicted model, not a curated record